UGUCGCAAAUGUUCACGCGGCUACAACAUGUAUAGUUCAGACUUAUAACUCACCAAUUCCUUGAUCUUAUUCAAAAUUAUUUGUAAAGAGCUGUUAAUGUUUUUGGACCCUUGAAAAGGUCUCCAGCAGGAGAUGUCGUCCUGGUAAAACGGCCUGUGGUCUGACUACAGGCUCAGCUCGGUUGUUGGAUAGUGUCGUCGCUGCAUCAUGUUUGUGCUGGUGGAGAUGGUGGAUACUGUGAGGAUCCCUCCGUGGAACUUCCAGAGACGACUCAACGAGGCCAUAGCAGAGGAACUAAACAAGAAGCUGGCCAAUAAGGUGGUCUAUAAUGUUGGCCUGUGCAUCUGCUUAUAUGACAUCACCAAACUGGAGGAUUCCUACAUAUUCCCAGGAGAUGGAGCCUCACAUACUAAAGUACAUUUCAGAUACGUUGUUUUUCACCCUUUCCUGGAUGAGAUCCUAGUCGGCAAGAUCAAGUACUGCAGUCAAGAGGGAGUUCAUGUGACCAUGGGCUUCUUUGAUGACAUUCUUAUUCCACCAGAGUCACUUCAGCAGCCUGCAAAGUUUGAUGAAGCAGAACAGGUUUGGCUCUGGGAGUAUGAGACAGAUGAGGGUGCCCAUGACCUCUACAUGGACCAGGGAGAGGAGAUCCGCUUUCGGGUGACAGAUGAAGUCUUUGUGGACACGUCACCGACAGGCCCAGCCACUGCAACCGUGGACACGCCAGCGCAGCCUGGACAGUCAACAGCGCCACCAGCUGCGGCCAGUGUGGAGAAGAAGGAAGCACCAUACACUCUGAUUGGGACUAUCUGUGAGCCGGGGCUGGGGCUGCUGUCAUGGUGGAACAGUUGAUUGCACAUAGAAGAGGAGAUUUGAUCGUUAUGAACUCAAUAACCAAGAGGACCAAACGGCGAGACAUGGGAUUGCCUUAGAGACACUGAAGUCUGUUGUUUCAAUACAGGACAGCAGGACAAGAGAAAAAAGCAGAGCUGUUUCCUGAUCCAAGACACAGAGCGAGUAGAAGUGACUUAUAUAAUCACUGUCCCACUGAGACUGACUGUGUUGUGAAUACUGCCUCAUGUUGAUCAUUUAGUUUGACUGUUGAACAUGCACAGGCAGCAGCAGCUGACUUUAACCUAUGUACACUUUCAUAUGUUGUUAGAAAACAAAGAAAUAAAGCUGAGAGGCAUUUUCCUUUCAUAUAAAUGAACAUGGGGGUCAGAUUUGUCCUAAUGAGACCUGACAGCAGCACUUGUGUCAUUAAGAUCUAUGCAAUGGUACAAUAGUAACAUUAAAAUAUUAAAACAAUUAAAAAAAAAAAAAA
This is a messenger RNA of Sphaeramia orbicularis (orbiculate cardinalfish), 1324 nucleotides long. It is a transcript of the gene polr3h, whose product is annotated as polymerase (RNA) III (DNA directed) polypeptide H. Gene Ontology annotation, cellular component: RNA polymerase III complex. The coding region runs from base 208 to 852 and encodes 214 amino acids. Gene Ontology annotation, molecular function: DNA-directed RNA polymerase activity; DNA binding. Gene Ontology annotation, biological process: transcription initiation at RNA polymerase III promoter; DNA-templated transcription. The transcript has 6 exons. The record is from RefSeq and is a predicted model, not a curated record. NCBI's taxonomy places the organism in Eukaryota, Metazoa, Chordata, Actinopteri, Kurtiformes, Apogonidae.